AAUGGUUUCGUCAACAAAAUGGAAGUGAAUUUAAAAAAAAAAUCUAUAUGUACGAAGAUCAAGAUUUGUGAAAAAGAAAUUUCGAGUGUUCAUUUUUGAAGUUGGCAAUUUAACAAACUGUGGCGGCGCUGGUUUCUGCUGCGGCGGGGCAGGCAGCUGCGCCCGACCGCUCGGCGGAGGUGGCGCGAUCUCGCAUGGUCGGCGCCAUCAACUCCUUCUCUGUAGAUCUUUACAAGACGGCGGGCAGUGCGACGAAGGGCAACGUGGUGCUGUCUCCGCUGAGCGCAGGGCUGCUGCUGGCCUUGACGUGGAUGGGCGCCGGCGGGCUCACCGCCCAGGAGCUGGGCCGCGCCCUGCACCUCCCUCAGGACGAAAGGGUCGUGGCGUUGGGCUCCAAGGCGCUCGUCUCUUCACUGCAAACCUCCCUGAAACCCAGCCAGGAAGUAAUUCUGCGCUUCGCCAACAAACUGUACGUCCAGAGCGGCUUCCGUCUGAAGGAAGACUUCCGGCUGAAGGCGUCAAGUUUCUUCGCGGCGGAUGCCGAGCAGCUGGACUUCGCUCGUGACGCAGGCGGAGCACGAAGCGCCAUCAACCGCUGGGUGGAGCAGUACACAGCCGACAAGAUCAAGGACCUCUUCCCAAGGGGUUCACCUUCUUCCUCAUCGCUCCUCAUUUUGGUUAAUGCUGUUUAUCUCAAAGCUAUCUGGUUGCAUACAUUCGACGUAAAACAAACUGAAAUGAAAGAAUUUCACUUAUCUCCGACAUCUACUGUCAAAGUGCCUACAAUGAGGAAAUACCACGAUUUUCUUUUUGCAAACAUGGCGGAUCUGAAGGCAACUGCUCUACAACUCCCUGUCGAAGAUGGUCGUGGACUGAAAAUGGUUAUUGUUCUUCCCAAUUCGGUGGAUGGACUACCCCAACUAGAGACAAAUCUUCAUCUUCUGGACGUCAAUGCCAUUGCCUGGGAGAAGAGAUCACUCGGUGUAAACGAUCUCUUCACCAGAAACGCAAAUCUCAGUGGAAUAGCCAAUGAAGGCCUGUUCGUGAGCAAAGCAGUGCAGAAAACCUUUAUAGAUGUCAACGAAAACGGCAUAGAAGCAGCCGCCGCUACUGGAAUUGACUUCGUGUACUUCUCUAUUCCUCCUCCUCGAGCUGAGUUCCAUGCCGAUCAUCCUUUCUUGUUCUUUAUUGUCAAAGAAGAGGUCCUUCUGUUCUUGGGAAGAGUGACGAAUCCUCAGCAGAAAUGAAUCACGUCUGCAAUAACUGUAUUUUGAUUUUCUUAGUAUUUAGUCAUUCCGUUGUGUGUGAUAACUUGCGAAUCAUGAUGCAGAAAGUUUCAUAUUUCCUGGUCACACUGCCAUUGUAUGUUAAGAAACAAUUGUAUGUUUAGGAAGUGUGAUUGUUAAAGUAAGGUAGAAGUUAAACUAUUUUGAAUGCGAAAAGCAACGAGUAUAGUGUUUCUCCCAAAUGAAUUGUUUAUUUCAGAAAUCCAUCAAACGCCAAAAUACCUCAUUUUCAAAAAACUGACAAAAUUUCUACCAAUUUCUAAUUUCAAAAUAUUUUUUAUUUAUUAAAGAAAUGGCAAAUGAAUAUUUGUGUAGCAAUAAUCUCUUGGAGUAAUAAUCUGCCGCUAAUGCGUAUUUUAGAUUUUGGCGUUUAUCGGGUUUCUGAAAUAAAAGAUUCAAAUGACGCAAAAAUUCUUAUGAAAUUGUAAAUGUUCAACCUAGAGGUUUUCUUCAAUGUGACAAAAAACCUUCAAUUGUUAAGUUAUCAUAGGUAAUACAAAGUGGUAUUAAACACUCCUCUACACUGAAAAACUUUAUUGGCAUACCGUCUGUAAUUUGCUACUCCACUCGCAAAAUUAAAUUCGUUCAAGUAAAUAUGUUACAUAACUAAGUUUAUUUUGCAUUCUUUUUUUAAAUCUUUUAAUAAAAAAAUUUCCAAAAAGUGUUACA
Molecule: messenger RNA, 1955 nt
Organism: Gryllus bimaculatus (two-spotted cricket)
Lineage: Eukaryota; Metazoa; Arthropoda; Insecta; Orthoptera; Gryllidae
Source: the annotation of a GenBank genome assembly